Rhodamnia argentea is the source of this 2436-nucleotide messenger RNA. RefSeq lists its product as uncharacterized. The transcript has 10 exons. The coding region runs from base 55 to 2259 and encodes 734 amino acids. NCBI's taxonomy places the organism in Eukaryota, Viridiplantae, Streptophyta, Magnoliopsida, Myrtales, Myrtaceae. The record is from RefSeq and is a predicted model, not a curated record.
GGCGCCUUCCCACGAAGAAGACGAAGAUCGAGAGCUCGCGACUCGAGCCUGAGCAUGGAGGUCGUCCCUCGCAAAAGCGACGUAGACGACGACCGCAACAGCGACGGCGACGGCCAUAGCAAUGGCAAAAAGAUGGGGACGCUUCUCGAGAAUUUCAUGAGAAGCCAGCGGACCUCGUUCAAGUCCCUCUUCCUCCGCAAGAAAUCGGGCGCCGAAGACGACGCCGAUUCCCCCAGACCCCUCCCCUUUCUCUCUCCCAUCGCCAACUCCGUCGUGUCUCGCUGUUCCAAGAUCCUUAAAGUUUCCACUGAAGAACUGUGUCAUCAUUUUGAUGAAGAGAUACCUGAAAGUGCUAGGCAACCUUCACUCUACAGUAGGAAUUUUGUAGAGUUUUGCUCAUACAAGGCAAUGAAUGUGGCAACAAAAGCUCCUGAUUAUUUGGGUGACAAGGAGUUCCGCCACUUGACAUUUGAUAUGAUGCUUGCCUGGGAGUCCCCGGAUGUGGCGAGUGAAGAAACAACUACUUGCAAAGAAGCAGAAGAUGGUGAUGGAUGGUCACUCUUUUAUGCUGCCUCAACUACUAUGGCUGUUCAGGUUGAAAACAAGAAAACUGCUGGGAUCGAUGCAUUUGCACGAAUCGCUCCAGCUUGUUCUGCCAUUGCAGAUGUAAUAACCGUCAAGAAUCUUUUUUAUGCUCUCACAGGCUCCUCGUGCAACCGGCUUCAUUUUCUUUUGUAUGACAAGUACCUUCGAAGUCUCGAUAAAGUGAUUAAGGCUGCAAAGAAUGUUUCGGGACCAACAUUUUCUAAUUUCCAGCUUGCUGAAGGAGAGAUUAUUCUUGACAUAGAUGGCACUGUUCCUCUGCAACCUGUAUUGCAGCACAUUGGUAUCUCAGCUUGGCCUGGUCGUUUGACAUUGACCAACUAUGCUCUCUAUUUUGAAUCGUUGGGAGUUGGGGUAUAUGACAACGCUGUUAGAUAUGAUCUGGCAACUGACAUGAAGCAGGUCAUAAAGCCUGAAUUAACUGGACCAUUGGGCGCUCGUCUCUUUGAUAGAGCUGUGAUGUACAAGUCAGCCUCUGUAGUGGAGCCUGUUUACAUGGAAUUUCCUGAACUGAAAGGAAGCUCCCGCCGGGAUUAUUGGUUGGACAUAUGCUUCGAGGUUCUACGUGCACAUAGAUUUGCCAGGAAGAACAAUUUUCGAGAGAUACAGCGAGCAGAAACAAUUGCGAGGGCUAUUUUAGGCAUCUUCCGAUACCGUGCUAUUAAGGAAGCUUUUAGUAUAUUUCCAUCCAAUUACAAAACGAUACUUCCAUAUAAUUUGGCUGAAAGUCUUCCAGGGGGAGAUGUAAUCUUGGAAACAUUGGCCAUUCACUUGGAACUUGUAAAAGUUGAUGCUCCUUGUCAUGAUGACUCCGGAAGUCCCUUCACAAAACAGAAGAAAAUUCUUUCCCCUGUGUCCGUCAUGGCACUUGAUCGACUCGGGUUAACUUUACUAAAACAGAUAAAACUGGAUAUUGAUUUAGUUGCUGUAGGAGAUGUUUGUGUUGCUGAAAUCAAUCCCUUGGAGACAGCUCUGAAGAACUCGAUAUUGGAUACUGGAAGGGCUGAAGCUGCUCAGGCAACUGUAGACCAAGUCAAAGUGGAGGGCAUCGACACAAAUGUUGCUGUGAUGAAGGAACUACUGUUCCCAGUUAUCGCAUUGGCUAGCCAUCUUCAGAGUUUGGCAUCAUGGGAAGACGCUCUCAAGUCAAUUGUAUUUCUCGUGUUAGUUUGCUAUACGAUACACAGGGGAUGGAUUCAGUAUGUGUUUCCAGUUUUUUUGGUAUCACUUGCCCUUGUCAUGCUGUGGAGAAGGUACUUUAACAGGGGAAAGCCAUUAGAAGCUUUCAGAGUUAGACCUCCUCCAAGUCGUAACACUGUUGAGCAGCUAUUGACAUUACAAGAUGCAGUCAGCCAGGUUGAGGCACUUAUCCAAGCUGCAAAUAUUGUUCUUUUGAAGAUAAGAGCACUCUUAUUUGCUGUAAUUCCGCAGGCCACGGACAGGGUUGCCCUAUUGUUGAUCAUCAUGGCUGUGGUUUUUGCCUUUGUGCCCCCGAGGUACUUGAUUCUGUUAGCCUUUCUUGAAGUUUUCACGCGGGAGAUGCCGUUAAGGAAAGAAAGCACCAACAGGUGGAUAAGGCGAAUGAGAGAAUGGUGGAUCAGAAUACCCGCAGCCCCCGUUCAGCUUAUUAAGACCGAUGACAAGAAGAACAAAUGACUGUGCUUUCUACCUUCUAGUGGCUUCCUGGUGUACAUAAUAAUCCUGAACGAUGGACUUGUCAUUCACCUGCAGCUCAAUUUUUUUGGUCGGAGCGCAGGCUUUGUCGACACUUAAGAUGCUGACAAUAGUUUUAGCAAUUUGAUCCUUUUUCCAAAUGACGAUUACCAUUUCUCA